Eimeria mitis is the source of this 1419-nucleotide messenger RNA. RefSeq lists its product as uncharacterized. The transcript is spliced from 4 exons. Bases 1 to 1419 code for a protein of 472 amino acids. NCBI's taxonomy places the organism in Eukaryota, Apicomplexa, Conoidasida, Eucoccidiorida, Eimeriidae. The record is from RefSeq and is a predicted model, not a curated record.
AUGUCUUUGCCUUCAACUCCAUUCCCCGAUGCCACGCGCAACCCGGAGGGGCCCGCAGGCAGCACCCGCCCGCCGUACCCUACAGCCGGGGGGGCCCCAGGACACCCAGGGGCCCCCGGACAUUCAGGGGCCCCCGGUCAUUCAGGGCCGCCCGGACAUCCAGGGCCCGCCGGACAUAUAGGGGCCCCAGGACAUCCAGGGGCCCCAGGACACCCAGGGGCGCCAGGACACCCGGGGGCCCCAGGACACCCGGGGGCCCCAGGACACCCAGGGGCCCCAGGACACCCAGGGGCCCCCGGACACCCGGGGGCCCCAGGACAUCCUGUGGCUCCCGGACACCCAGGGCCCCCCGGACAUCCGGGGGCCCCAGCGCACCCAGGGGUUCCCGGACACCCAGGGGCCCCAGGACACCCAGGGGCCCCCGGACACCCAGGGCCCCCCGGACAUCCGGGGGCCCCAGGACACCCAGGGGCCCCAGGACACCCAGGGGCGCCUAGCUGCGCUCCUGCGCCUCUCCAGGGCCCUGGGGCCCUCAGUGGGCCCCCCUCCGUGCCUGGGCAUUUGCAGCCAUUCGUAGACGCCGCUUCCGCGCCUAAGGACCCAGAGGCCCCAUUCGGGGGCCCCAUCGUUCAGGGGCCCCUCGCAGCUGCAACAGAGGGGCCCCCUCCGUCGGUUGGCCCUGCUCCUGUUCCUGCUGAGGCGGAGCAGUGGGGCCCCCCUGUGCCCCAGAACCCUUGGGUUGGGGGCCCCCCGGCCUCGAAUCCUGCAGCGGCUGCAGCAUCAGCAGCAGCAGCAGCAGCAGCAGCAGCAGGUGCACCCGCUGCUGCACCCCCAACCGUCCCUUUGGCGGAUCCUGUUUCCCAGCAGCCACAGCAGCAGCACCUCCCACCCCCAACCGUCCCUUUGGCGGAUCCUGUUUCCCAGCAGCCACAGCAGCAGCACCUCCCGCAGCAGCAGCACCUCCCACAGCAGCAGCAGCAGCAGCAGACUCGCCAGCCGCAUGCGCUUCUCGGGGGAGAAACUGUACAGGGGCCCCCCCCUGGGGUCGCCCCUGGGGUCCCCCCUGGGGCCCCCUCCUCCGGCGUUGAGUUUGCUGCAGCAGAGGGAAAGUGGACGGGGCGAUGGGCACCGGGGGCCCCCAGCCGCCCGCAGCAGCAGCCCGCCUGCGUCUCUGCUCUAGGGUUUGAGGGGGCCCCCCCCCCUAUACCUGGGGGCCCCGUGUUCAGCCAGGAGGGGCCCCUCAACCCCGCAGCCCCCCCAUCAGAUUUCUUUCGCCCUGUAGCGAGUGAGGGGCCCCAACACAACUACCCCCCUUACCAUCUGCCUCCUGAGGGGGGAGGGCCCCUGAAGAGCAGCAAACAGCAAAAAAGGGUACAGAAUGCUUACACAAUGAGGGGCCCCAACACCGAUGGCCACUAG